Molecule: messenger RNA, 765 nt
Organism: Spodoptera littoralis (African cotton leafworm)
Lineage: Eukaryota; Metazoa; Arthropoda; Insecta; Lepidoptera; Noctuidae
Source: the annotation of a GenBank genome assembly
AUGUCGUUGGUUGAAAUAACACAGCAUGAUGAAGUUAUUUACACUAUUUUGGAUAAACCACCUCCAGAGCCACCGAAGACUCCCAGAUACGAGUCAAAACUUGAAAAAGAAUUAAAGGAAGCUAAAAGACCAGAACUCCGUCGUACAUUUGGAUACGCUGAGACACCACUGAAACCCCCAACAGAGUUUUUAAAAAAGGGAGAAGGCAUAGGCCAGCCUAUUAAAAAAACUGAUCACAAAUGUUAUGUGUCUGGCAAUCUCCCGCCGGUGCCGAAACGACCACCGCCUAAGAAGAAAGAAGAAAAACCUGCAGUCAAUUUUAGAGUUAUUAAUAUAAAGAAAGCCAUAAAAACGAAGGGGAAACCAGUGGAACCCAGGUUGGUAGAUACAAGAGAUGGUCACAUAAAGAAGAUAAAAGGUUCCGGGGAAGUACCAGAAUUCUGUCUCAGGCCAGACUUUGGUCAGAUGCCAGCGUACCUGAUGAAACGAAACAGAAAAAUCCAGAAAGCUCUCGAAAAAAUGAAAUACGCCGAGGACAACAAAGAAAGUUUGUGCAAACUCAUCACUGUUGAAGAACGCCAAAAACUACUUGAUGAUCUAAAACUUAACUGGUCAUUGAUGCAAAAGGCGUUUCUUCAACUACCAAUGCUCACGGAUACAAUACCAAAGAUCCUUCGCAAGACCAAAAUGGAGGCAGACCUAAAGCAGUUAGAAAAGGACAUAGCUUUAGUUGAGAGCAAUCCUUACAUUUAUAUCUACGAAUAA